UCCGUGCACGAUUUUAUUUUGAAACCGUCCUGACAGGAUGUGACGUCCUACAAUAACUUCCGGUUUGGUGUUUUCAGUGGAACGCGUCAACAUGAAGCAAGAAGACGGAAUCACCCCGACCCGCGAGUACUGCGUGUACACGAGCUGCUACUGUGAAGAAAAUGUUUGGAAACUCUGUGAGUUUGUGAAAAAGGAGAGAACCGCACCACUGGAACAGCUGUUCGUGGUUUUCAUCUCGAACGAGAACAGAAAGAUUCCUCUGUGGAAACAGAAGUCGGGACAUGGAGACCAGCCGGUGAUCUGGGACUACCAUGUGAUCCUGCUUGUCAGGGGUCUUCAGUCGGACACGCUGGUUUAUGAUCUGGACUCUGAACUGUCGUUCCCCUGCAGCCUGAAAGUGUACGGGGCCCAGGCCCUCCGCUCGGACCGCUACCUCAGACCCGAGUACCACAGAAAGGUGCGUGUUGUCCGUGCCGACAGCUUCCUGUUGAAUUUUGCAUCCGAUCGAUCUCACAUGAAGGCGUCUGAUGGGUCCUGGAGGAUGCCGCCCCCCCCGUACCCCCCACUCCACACCGCAGAGAGUCACAUGAACCUGGAUGACUUCAUCAGCAUGGACCCCGCUAUGGGCUGGGGGACGGUUUUCAGUGUGGACCACUUCCUGCGGAGCUACGCAGGAAACUCUUCAUCGUCAUCAACGUCAGUGUAGCUCUGGCGUCAGACCGACGGGCCGCAGCAGAAAGAAGAGUCAAAGCUGUGAGACCUAAGGACUUUAACUACAACUCCCAUGGUGCAUUUCUGCAGCUUUGACGGCGAUAGCAGUGGAGGCUCAUGGGUAUCGAAGUCAGAACCAGUGUUGAUAAUUCAGAGUGGAGCCAGAACAGAGUUUUGUUCUCAGGGGCGUUCUGAGGUUCUACAUCAGGAACAUUCAGUUAAAGAAACAGACGCCUCACUUCCUGGUUCGCUGACAGAACAGCAGUGAGGCUGUAGUGCCCCUACUGACCAGGGGCUGGAACUGCGACGCAAUCAAAUUUUACAAACCAUAUCAAUUAAAAAAAUUAAUGUAAUUACUAGAGUAAAAUGUGGAGAGUAGCAUAACUUUGGGCCUAAAGUAUUUCAAGUUGAAUAUGAUUUUCAAUCAUAUUUUGUCAAUGUUAAGAACACUCAGAACGCACAGAUGUAGACAAUGUAGACGUAGACGUUUUGUUUCUCUUAAUGGUUGUUGGGAAAUAAAAUCUUGAACCGCA
This is a messenger RNA of Scophthalmus maximus (turbot), 1244 nucleotides long. It is a transcript of the gene ntaq1, whose product is annotated as WDYHV motif containing 1. The record is from RefSeq and is a predicted model, not a curated record. NCBI's taxonomy places the organism in Eukaryota, Metazoa, Chordata, Actinopteri, Pleuronectiformes, Scophthalmidae. Gene Ontology annotation, molecular function: protein-N-terminal glutamine amidohydrolase activity; protein-N-terminal asparagine amidohydrolase activity. The transcript has 6 exons. Gene Ontology annotation, cellular component: nucleus; cytosol. The coding region runs from base 92 to 706 and encodes 204 amino acids.